UAUACCGGGGCGCGCAGGACGAUUUACAGCCGCGGGAGCUCAGCUCCAUAAACCUCUCAGUCCCGCUCACAUGAUCCAUCUUUUCUGCGAGCUGAAUUUAGGGAAGAGCGCGCGGGAGCCAGAUAAGCCCCGCCGCCCUCCCGCGUGGGGGGCACUUCCCCGCGCCCCGGCCCAGUCGGAAGCCAUGAACGACCAGUACCACCGGGCCGCCCGCGACGGCUACCUGGAGCUCCUGAAGGAGGCCACCCGCAAGGAGCUGAACGCCCCCGACGAGGAUGGCAUGACGCCCACCCUCUGGGCUGCCUACCACGGCAACCUGGAGUCCCUGCGCCUCAUCGUGAGCCGGGGAGGGGACCCGGACAAGUGUGACAUCUGGGGCAACACGCCCCUGCACCUGGCGGCCUCCAACGGCCACCUGCACUGCCUCUCCUUCCUGGUGUCCUUCGGGGCCAACAUCUGGUGCCUGGACAACGACUACCACACGCCGCUGGACAUGGCGGCCAUGAAGGGCCACAUGGAGAGCGUGCGCUACCUGGACUCCAUCGCGGCCAAGCAGAGCGGCCUCAACCCCAAGCUGGUGGGCAAGCUGAAGGACAAGGCCUUCCGCGAGGCCGAGCGGCGCGUGCGCGCGUGCGCCAAGCUGCAGCGCAAGCACCACGAGCGCAUGGAGCGGCGCUACCGGCGCGAGCUGGCCGAGCGCUCGGACACGCUCAGCUUCUCCAGCCUCACGUCCAGCACGCUGAGCCGCCGGCUGCAGCCGCUGACGCUGAGCGGCCACCCGCUGCCCUACUCGCAGGCCACGCUGCACGGCACGGCCCGCGGCAAGACCAAGAUCCAGCGCAAGCUGGAGCGGCGCAAGCAGGGCGGCGAGGGCACCUUCAAGGUCUCCGAGGACGGGCGCAAGAGCGUGCGCUCGCUCUCGGGCCUGCAGCUGGGCAGCGACGUGAUGUUCGUGCGCCAGGGCACCUACGCCAACCCCAAGGAGUGGGGCCGCUCCCCCCUCCGGGACAUCUUCCUCUCCGACGAGGACAGCGUCUCCCGUGCCACGCUGGCGGCCGAGCCGGCCCACUCGGAGGUCAGCACCGACUCCGGCCACGACUCCCUGUUUACGCGCCCGGGCCUGGGCACCAUGGUGUUCCGCCGCAACUACCUGAGCAGCGGCCUGCAGGGGCUGGGCCACGACGAGGGCCGGGGGCCGAUCGCGCGGGCUCGGCUGCAGACCUCCCCCAGCCUGGACGACGACAGCCUGGGCAGUGCCAACAGCCUGCAGGAGCGCAGCUGCGGCGCCGAGCUGCCCUGGGACGAGCUGGACCUGGGGCUGGACGAGGACCUGGAGCCCGAGACCAGCCCGCUGGACGCCUUCCUGGCCUCCCUGCACAUGGAGGACUUCGGGCCGCUCCUGCGGCAGGAGAAGAUCGACCUGGAGGCGCUCAUGCUCUGCUCCGACCUGGACCUCCGCACCAUCAGCGUCCCCCUGGGGCCGCGCAAGAAGAUCAUGGGCGCCGUGCGGCGCCGGAGGCAGGCGCUGGAGCGGCCGCCGGCCCUGGACGACACGGAGCUAUAACGUGGGGCUCCUCUCCCCAGACCAAAGUGAAUUGCAAGUUGCCACAACCCACGGCGGGACCCCCGGGGUCCUCACAGUCGCCAGCCCAGCCCCUUCCUGAGAGCCAGGCCUAUGUGGGCCCCCCCCGGAAAGCCUGCCCACCUGCCCACCCGAAGCGGCAGGAAAGGAUGAGCACCCUUGGCACCCACCCACCCCUGCCCGCGUCUCCCCCAGGUUCCCUGAGCCUCGUAGCCACCCCGUGCCAGGGGACCUCUAGGACAUGGGGGCUGGAAGUGGUCAGCCCCAGAGGCCGCUGGGACCCCCAAUGUGCUGGACUCGCAUGUGUGUGCAUGCAUGUGUACGUGUGUGCUUGAGUAAAUACCUGUAUGUACAUGUGUGUUUGCCUAUGUGUGUGCUUGAGUGCACGGGUGUGUACAAAUGUAUGUAUGGUGUGUGCACAUGUGCCCAUGUAUACUUGAGUUGGUAUGUGCUCACACACAUGUGUGUGCACAUGUGUGUGUGAGUUAGCGGGUGUGCAGUGCAUGUGUGCAUGUAUGUGUGCGCGUGUGCAAGAGGGGGAGGGAGCCCUCCGGCCCAGCUCAGGCUAGGCUCAGGCUAGGCUCGCCCACACAGCCCCGAGAAAGGAGGUUCUUGCCAGACCCUCCAGCCAAACCCCCUAACGGGCCCUCCUGGCUGCCCCCCCCCGCCGCCGUGUGCCAGGGGAGUUGGAGUGCCAGGCUGGGGGCAGGGCAGGGGGGUGUCAUUCCCAGCACGGCACGGCCCAGACUCACAGUGGCCCUGUCCCCCAGGGGCCCUCUCUGCGGCUCCUGUUUGAACCCCAGGGGCCCCGCAGGGGCAGGGCGGGAGAGGCCUGGCGGGCAGCCUCUGGGCUGGGGACCAGCGUCCCCAGGGGCUCCUAGAGCCACACAGGCAGGACCCGGGCAUGGCUGGGAGUCCUGCUGUCCCCCAGAGCCCUCCCGGCAGGCGAGGCCCGAGAUGUGGGGCAGCCCCGCGGGUGCCGGUGAAACGCGGUGAGCCCGGCCACUGCCUCCCCGAGCUGAGCCUGCCCUCAGCCUGGCCGGCCACCCCCUGUGUCCCGAGCCAGCUGGGUGUGCCGGAGACCCCUCCGCAGCCCCCUCCCCGGGCCCCACUCCCACACAGAGCAGGGCCACCUGCCACUACCCGGAGGUGCCCCGGUGCUUCCCCCUGUUCUCCAGGCCUGGGCCUGGGCCCCCCAAGUGCCGACUCCCCCUCCUCCUGGCCUCAGCCCCCUCCUGUGCGCCCCGGGGGAGGGCGGCUGGGGGGGCUCACCGUAACCUCCUUCAGCAUCAUUACAGCUUUUGUAGACAAGCUUC
Sorex araneus (European shrew) is the source of this 2898-nucleotide messenger RNA. It is a transcript of the gene USH1G, whose product is annotated as USH1 protein network component sans. Lineage: Eukaryota; Metazoa; Chordata; Mammalia; Eulipotyphla; Soricidae. Bases 71 to 1564 code for a protein of 497 amino acids. The transcript has 4 exons. Gene Ontology annotation, biological process: equilibrioception; sensory perception of light stimulus; sensory perception of sound. The record is from RefSeq and is a predicted model, not a curated record. Gene Ontology annotation, molecular function: protein binding.